Molecule: messenger RNA, 7114 nt
Organism: Mugil cephalus (flathead mullet)
Lineage: Eukaryota; Metazoa; Chordata; Actinopteri; Mugiliformes; Mugilidae
Gene: ptpra
Product: protein tyrosine phosphatase receptor type A
Exons: 22
Coding region: 1200-3710 (836 amino acids)
Biological process (GO): protein dephosphorylation
Molecular function (GO): protein tyrosine phosphatase activity
Source: RefSeq, a predicted model, not a curated record
UUAUACAGUGUACAAUGAGAUUGGAGAGCUUCUCCUUUUCAGUGCAAAAAACAGGUCUAUACAAAAUUGUAAAAAGAAGGUAUUAUUUACAAGCUAAAGUUAAAAUACUAAUACUAAAAACAUAUUGAAAAGAUACAAAAAUUGUAAAAUAUAUAUUGUUAUUUAUAGCAGCAGUGGGAAAAAGUUAAACAUGUAUUGCACAAGGUUUUUUAGAAAACAGAAUAGACAAUAGCAGCAUCAAUGCAGUUAGAAGUCUGUUAUUGCACAUACAAUCCUAUAUUACGUUGAUUGUAGCAUGUGAGAGUUCAGGGCUCUGAUGGUUUCUCGGAAAGAAACUGUUUUUCUGCCUGGUUAACCAUUAAAAAAAGAUUAUGGAGAAUUUAAGAGACAAACGGCAGAUGGAAUAAAACAUGCACGUGACCAGGAGAAGACAAAAUGUUGGUUGUUUUCCCAAGAGUUUCUCCAAUGCACCUUUACUUUAACACGUGCAUGUGUUAAAAUUCCUAAAAAAAUUGACCGAAAUUGUCAGGGGCCCUCGUUGGAUCCCCCUCAGGGUGUAUCGGUGUGCGGCGUUGAAAGCCGCAGAGGUGUCCCUCCUCGACUCGGCCAGCGGGUGUCGCUGCGAUCUAUGGAAGCGGCGCAGUGGGGAAGAGACGGGGCCUGGCCUGGGAAUCUGCUGCUCGCUUCCCAUUCUUCCUAUGCAGACAGACACACAACAUGGCGGACUAGAAUAGUCGGCCGACGCGCCCGGAUACAGCGGAUAAACUGUGAGAUUCAACACUCAGGAAGGCACAGAAAGUACCCUCCGAGGACACGACGCGCAAGGGCGCAUUGCUGCGAUUUUUUCCGCGGAGGGGGGCGGGGGGGUUGGCUUCCUCCUUUACCUGGAUUUAGCAGAUAAACUGACUGCGAAGUGUUGGCAGCGCGUCCCAGAUCGUGCUUCCCUCCUCUUGCUAUCACCCAGGUCUCCGCUCGCCCACCCCACACCGCGCUCGCGCUCUCGGCUCCCGGGGUGUGGAGAACAGGGGCCGGGGUUGGAAAACGUGGAAACGGGGGGAAAGAGGGAAGAAAUUCCUACUCGGCCUCUGGGGGUUUUUGUUCCCCUACCUCACCACCCUCCACUCUCUCCCUCCUCGGGUUUCCUCUGGGCGCUACGGGGCUACAGGAGUUGUGGACCACGCUGUGCGAAUGAGUGAUUGAUGCCAACUUCGCUUCUUCAGGGCAGAAUGGGUGUGUGUCCCCUGAUCCUGCUGCUCUGUGUCGCCCUCGGGGCCUCAGCCCAGGAUUAUGUCCCCAUCACAGGUCCUACAAAUAUCACAGCCAAACCCACAGGCCGAUCUUCUUUCAACUUAACAGUUACACAUGCGCCAGCUCCCACGGGCCCACCCACAACGCCCUCCCCGGCCGUCAUCCCGACGACGACGAUAACAACAACAACAACAACAACAACAACAACACCGGCUGCGACCACAAGCCCAGCUGGUGAAGGGGACUUGCAGCCGGCUGGUCGCAAUGCCACGCUGAGGGUGUUACCGGUCCCUUCCCCCGUGCCUCCGGCUUCGACCGAUGCCCCUCAGACGCGGCCGAGCACGGAGCCUUCCGCUCCUGUCAACCCGACGGAGGACCAUAACCCAACCACGGCCUCAGCUUCUACAGAGGCUAAACCCACCCAUAUCCCUAAAGAUACCACAAACCCGGAUGAGUUAACCUCGCACAGCACUCCAAGUGGCGACACCCAGUCGGAUGACAUGCCAAUCAUAGCCGUGAUGGUGGCGCUGUCCUCCCUGCUGGUCAUCAUCUUCAUCAUCAUCAUCCUCUACAUGCUCAGGUUUAAGAAGUACAAGCAAGCAGGAAGCCACUCCAACUCCUUCAGACUGACCAACGGUCGAUCAGAUGAUACAGAAUUUCAGAGCGUGCCGCUAUUGGCUCGCUCCCCCAGCACAAACAGGAAAUACCCUCCCCUUCCCGUCGACAAACUGGAGGAAGAAAUGAACCGGCGCAUGGCUGAUGACAACAAGCUCUUCAGAGAGGAGUUUAAUGCACUGCCAGUGUGUCCCAUCCAGGCAUCAUGCGACGCCGCAUCCAAGGAAGAGAAUAAAGAAAAGAACCGAUAUGUGAACAUCCUGCCAUAUGAUCACUCCAGGGUGCAUCUCUUGUCUCUGGAGGGAGUCCCCGACUCGGAUUACAUUAAUGCCUCCUUUAUAAACGGUUACCAAGAGAAGAAUAAGUUUAUUGCAGCUCAAGGGCCAAAGGAGGAAACAGUAAAUGACUUCUGGAGGAUGAUAUGGGAGCAGAACACAGUCACCAUUGUCAUGGUGACCAAUCUGAAGGAAAGAAAAGAGUGCAAGUGUGCCCAGUACUGGCCGGACCAGGGCUGUUGGACAUACGGGAACAUUCGAGUAUCUGUAGAAGACACAAUGGUUCUGGUGGACUACACCAUCCGCAAGUUCUGCAUCCAACAGGUGGGAGACGUCUCUGGGAAGAAGCCUCAAAGACUUAUCACCCAGUUCCACUUUACCAGCUGGCCAGACUUCGGGGUGCCCUUCACUCCUAUUGGCAUGCUGAAGUUCCUGAAGAAAGUCAAGGCCUGCAACCCACAGUUUGCUGGGGCCAUUGUUGUUCACUGCAGCGCGGGCGUGGGGAGGACAGGUACCUUCAUCGUGAUCGAUGCCAUGUUAGACAUGAUGAUCUCGGAGAGGAAGGUGGACGUGUUUGGCUUUGUUACCAGGAUAAGAGCUCAGCGCAGUCAGAUGGUGCAGACAGAUAUGCAGUACGUCUUCAUCUUCCAGGCGUUGUUAGAGCACUACCUGUACGGUGACACAGAACUAGAGGUGACCUCUCUGGAGUCCCACUUGGCUAAACUCUAUGCCCCCUCACCUGGAGCUGGCUGCAGUGGCCUGGAGGCAGAAUUCAAGAAACUGACAUCCAUCAAGAUUCAGAAUGACAAGAUGAGAACAGGCAACCUGCCCGUCAACAUGAAGAAGAACAGGGUUCUCCAGAUCAUUCCAUAUGAGUUCAACAGAGUGAUCAUUCCAGUGAAACGCGGAGAGGAGAACACGGACUACGUCAAUGCCUCUUUCAUUGAUGGCUACCGUCAGAAGGACGCAUACAUGGCGAGCCAAGGUCCCCUGCAGCACACCAUAGAGGACUUCUGGAGGAUGAUCUGGGAGUGGAGGAGCUGCUCCAUAGUCAUGCUCACUGAGCUGGAGGAAAGAGGGCAGGAAAAGUGUGCUCAGUAUUGGCCCAGUGAUGGAGCAGUGGUCUACGGGGACAUCUCCAUAGAGAUUAAAAGGGAGGAGGAGAGCGAGAGCUACACAGUGCGUGACCUUCUAGUCACAAACAACAGGGAGAACAAGGCCCGAGCGGUGCGUCAGUUCCAUUUCCACGGCUGGCCAGAGGUGGGCAUCCCCGCGGACGGUAAAGGCAUGAUCAACAUAAUCGCUGCAGUGCAGAAACAGCAGCAGCAGUCUGGCAACCACCCCAUCACGGUGCACUGCAGUGCUGGUGCCGGCCGAACGGGGACUUUCUGUGCGUUGAGUACAGUUCUAGAGAGGGUGAAGGCGGAAGGCAUCCUGGAUGUCUUCCAGACGGUGAAGAGCCUCAGACUGCAGAGACCCCACAUGGUGCAGACACUGGAGCAGUACGAGUUCUGCUACAAAGUGGUCCAGGAAUACAUCGACGCUUUUUCUGACUACGCCAACUUCAAGUAGGGACCUGCCCUGGAUGAGUGGAAGGACGGAUUUCCACGUACGCGUCACACAAACGUACAGAACACACACACACACGAGCAGACACACACAUUGCCGUGCAGAGAGCUGCAUACUCCCAUUUGAUGGAUCUUUUAAAAAGACUCAUCGCGACUUGACCUGUGGAUGAGAUGAACUGCCCCGGAGGAAAAGGGAAAAGAGGUCUCCGCCCGAGUAACGGGGCAGCGCAGUCGGACACAGAAAAUAACUGAGAUGCCUUCUUGAAUAUUUUGUAAUGUUGAUAAUACAACCCUUCACCCCUACUUUGCUUUCCAUCUUCACUCCCCACUUGUAUAUAUACUUACUACUGUGUUGCAUCUUAUUACUUUGGUUUUAGACACAGUUUUAAGUUUGGCUGCAUUUUUGGGUGGCACCUGUAAUGUAUUUUAUUGGUAUAUAUAUAUAUAUAAAUAUAUAAAUAUAUAUGAAUAUAAAUCUAACGCUUUGGUGGCUAAUGUGCAACAUCCAGAGUCAAUGUGAGGAUGUUUGGAUUUCCUUUUUAGGGACAGAGACUUAAAACACUUUGGACUUUGCCUGAGCCGCGCUGUAGCGACGUUCGUACGUGUGGCAGCGGAACUUCCGCAUUUACCGUCAAACCCCCGGACUCGCUGAGAAACGCUCAGCCAUUUCUCUUUACGCAAACUUAGUUGCUUCAAUUUGGCAAAAAAAAAAAAAAAUUGCACUGGCUCAGAGGUCAGAAGCUCUGUGGCGUAGCUCAUAGUCUCAGGUUUUCACACGCAAGCAGACACACCAAUCACCAGGAGCCAUUCAUUAUUUUCGAGCAUCUGUGUGUGUGUGUGUGUGUUUAUUUGAGCUGGAGCAUAAGCUGACAGAAAAGGCUCUGGUGUGUUUAAAACAUCACUGCCUCCUGUCCGCCUCCUGUCCCUUCAUCUGGUCUAGACAUUCAGAGUUUUACUGUUUGAUAAUCAGAAAAGAUAAUAAGAAAAAAAUUGAUUAAAAGAUUGUUGUUGUUUUUUUGUUUUUUUUUUUGACCCAGCGGAUUUAAUUCUAUCAUAUUAUUCUAUUCCGUUUUAAAGGCGUGUUGCGGUGACGAGCCGAGUAACAAUCCCAGCUAACUCCGCCGCCGCGGCGACGCUAGCAGCAGGUCCCGUGCGCCCGCCGUACUUCUCAUCUUGUUUACAAACACGCGUCAGUAUUUCUCCUACGUUGUAUUUUCCGUUUCAUUCGAGGCUUCUGAGAUUAAAUUUUUUCGAUGCCACGCCGCACCGUCACUCCUCAAAGAACGACCCCCCCCCCCCCCCUUUAUUCCCCCGUCACAGAUACUGAUGUCGAAGAAUGUUUCUUUUUGUUCGAAUGCUGUUGCUGACAUGUUCUCACAGGUGGAUGGAUUGUUACUUUAAUAGAGGAGGUGUGCCAUGUGAUAUUUGCUCUGAUUUCUUUUCUUUUUUUUUUUUUUAUAUACAUAUAUAUAUUUUUUAUUUUGGUCCGGUGAGGACGCUCAGACUUGAACUCCAGUGUUUUCGUUUUACCCGAGGUCCCUAUCGAGACCGUGCCCUCUGUGAUUGUAAUAAAAGAUGAAUGAUGUCAGUUAACCGCGGGGCUUCAGGUCAGGCCUAAUUUCAACUCGGUCAGCUCAGGAAAUGACCGAUGACGGGGUUGUUUAAAUUGACUAAUUGAACAAAUUCACCUCCACAGCUGACCUCCGUGUCUCUAGUGGGGUAUCCAUUACCUCUCAGCUGGAUUUUAAUUGACGUUAAUGACUUACUGCAUGUAAAAAACGAUUCCCUUUAAGCUAUUUCAAUCUUAAUGUUAACUGCAAACAGCUCUGCAAGUGCGCAUAAUCUAACACUCCUUUAUGUAACUGAGAGUAAGGAGCACAAUCUUUUUUUCUUUUUUUUUUUUUUUAAUUUAUUGAUAUUGGCCGUUGUUUAAAGGUACAUGCUGAAUUCUGAGGAGGGGCGAUUGCAUCCGCGUUGUACGUCUGAAGACUCGAGCACUAUCUGCACCGAAAGCAAAGCCGCUUAAAAGUACGCAACCAAAUGAAAGAGUGCUAUAUUUGAACUCUUGAGAAGCUCCUUCAGGUCUCAGAGCCCCGGGUUAAGCCUUCGGCGCGGCCCCUGUUCAGGGCUUAAAGUAGCAGAUGGGUUCAUUGACCAGUCACUGAAAUCGUCGGCCAUUUGUGCAUCUUCAUUUCAGGUCUUUCUUUUUUCAUUCCAAAGCGUCACAAGUGCCCGUGCUGUUAGUUGGGUGCCAUUACGUUCCCCCUUCGUGUACGUCGUCGCGUGUCGGGUCUUCGUUGGACAGAGGAGGGUGGGGUGCUCGGCUGUUCUGUGCGGGCUGAAAUUACGUGGGUUUGCUGCGCGUGUUUGAAUCGCGUGAUCUCGACGGCAAAAAAAUAUGACACCGUGCCAAACCCCCCGAGACCCGUUGUGUUACGCUACUGUAGUGAAAUUUAAAAAAUAAAAGUGCCUCAGUGGUAGGUUUUAAAAUGUUAAUUCUUCAAACCUGAGUAUAUGGGAUUCAGUGUCAUCCUUUCUAUUUGAUAAACUCCAAAAAUUGUGUCUGUCAUUGCCUGCAGGUCAAUAACAAAACAUUUUACAUGGCAAAUAAAGGGGGGGGGGUCAGUAAUCUUUGAUUUCACAUUCCCUUUAGGUGCAUAUUCCUCGACUCUGCAGGCCAAACUAACAUUGGAGCUGCUUUCAAAUUAAUUCCACGUCAAUUAAAUGACUUAAUUUCAUUCCAUAUCAGAUGAAUGUGGCAUCCACGACAAGUAAUCAGUCGUGGAUACCUAAAUGUUGAGCAGAAUAAAUAUAUUACCGUUUUCUUUCUUCUUUUUUUUUUAUGACAAGGGAAAUUUGUCGCCCCCAUUCUACUGUCCGUUAAUUCGUUUUGACUUCCAGAGUCCAGCUUCCCUCUCCUCGCCACCUUUUAUAUGUCCUUCGUGUCUCUUAUCCAGCUCCACUCACGGCUGUCCACUUAGUCCUUUCUCUCCAUUUGUCCUCGGCACCAUCUUUCCCAGUGGUCCGCACCCAUUCCCCUAUUGUACAUAAUGUAAUGUUAUUUAUAUUUCAUUCCUGUCUGCUGCCUUGCUUAUUUUAUUUUCUUCUCCCUCCCCACCCCUUUAUUAUUAUUUUUUUAAAGAUGUAUAUUGAACUGUAUCGGGACCAUUUUGAAAUGUAUUAGAGAUUUUUUUUUUUUUUUUUGCCCAUUUUUAAUUUGGUAUAACUGUCUUAAGCAAAUCCUAUUUUUUAAUUUGCCUAAGUUUGUUUCUAGUGUUUUGUUAUUCAACAUUUGAAUAUAUGUAUAUAUAAUUAUAUAUAUGAUAAAAUUAUAUAUAAUUAUAUAAUGCCAAAUGGCCUUUCUAAGCAAGAUACUGUUCAAACCUAAUAAAGUGCUUCAGAUUUUAA